AUGAAAUGUGUUAUGAACUGUAACAAGGAGGAAAAUUGGAAUCACUUAUUUGAAUGCCAAGCAUAUGAAUUGAUUUGGCAAAAAAUUUUGGAGAUUACAACAGAAGAAUCUAUAAUUAUAUGUUUAAAACAAAAGCAAAUUAAAUGCCAAAGUAAAGAUUUUAUUAUUAGAAAUGUAAUACAAGAUAUAUUAGGAGUUACAGCAAAAUCAGAAAAAUUCCAAAAGUUCCAACACUUGGCAUUGGAAGUGAAAGUUGAAACUUAUUUAACAACAAAAUUACAAAAAGACUUUAAAAUAACUCUUAAUGAGGCACAGAUACUUAUGGCCAAUAUUUUAAUAAGGUUCAUUUUAACAUUUAAAGAAUUAUUAUGGAAACUAAGAUGUGAACAAGUUAUUUUAUGGGAAAAAAGAAAAGGCAUUACUCGAACAGAUAAAAUUACUUCAGAACCCAAAAUAAAAAACAACUUAAAUCAACCUUCAGAUAAAGCAAAAGAUAUACAAACAAGAAAAGCAGAUCGAGUACAAAAGUCAAUUCCUAUAGUAAAAAAAUCAAUGGAUACCUUUAUAAAGAAAUACAUAUGUGAGGAUUGGAUCCCAAUAAAGAAGAAGUUUGAUAAGGUUACAUUAUACAUAAGCAAAAAAUUACUGGAGUAA
Messenger RNA from Rhizophagus irregularis DAOM 181602=DAOM 197198, 654 nucleotides. NCBI's taxonomy places the organism in Eukaryota, Fungi, Glomeromycota, Glomeromycetes, Glomerales, Glomeraceae. The record is from RefSeq and is a predicted model, not a curated record.